This is a messenger RNA of Trematosphaeria pertusa, 897 nucleotides long. RefSeq lists its product as uncharacterized. The record is from RefSeq and is a predicted model, not a curated record. The transcript has a single exon. Bases 1 to 897 code for a protein of 298 amino acids. Lineage: Eukaryota; Fungi; Ascomycota; Dothideomycetes; Pleosporales; Trematosphaeriaceae.
AUGCGGCCUGCUUCUUUUCUACUUCUUGUGACCCCUCUCACGCUUGCCCGGGCAGGCAUUACACCGAGGGCCUCCUACGCAGAUGUGACUGUGUCCCUUCGGAAAGAUCUUUUGUCAGACUGGUAUUCCGAUAUUGAUAGCGAUGACUCGGAUAUUGAAGGGCCCAACGACCCCGCAGGAUUCUACAGCUGUGUUGGCCCUAUGAUCGAAGACUAUCCUCAGAAGAAUGAGUGGCUGAGCUUCAAGACAAUGUGGGCUAUUAACGAGCCCGACAUCACGCUGGCAAAUGGGGGUGAUUCAUAUAACACGCAUCUUCGGGAGGCCAUCGAGGAGAUCUCAGUAAAAAGUAAAGUCGACGCAAGGCUCAUCCUCACGCUUGUCUUGCAGGAGGUAUGGCAUCGUUCCCUCACAUUCUGGGUGAUAUCGACUGCUAACAAAGUGGAGUCCUCCGGGAACAUGUCUAUUGGGUGUACCGGGAAGACAGACUGCGGCAUCCUCCAACACCGGGGCUCCCGCAAAUUCGACCGAAACCAGCCCAAGCAGAGCAUCACGAAUAUGCUCAUCGACGGCAUCUACGGAACGGCCCCGAACCCCGCUCCCGGCACGCCAUACGGCUGGCCUGGUUACCUGCACCUCUUCAACGGCUUCCAGGAAGGUCUAGAGUGGCUGGGCGAUGCGCAAUUCUGGCGCGGAAACCCAUACGCGGCGGGUCAUUUGUAUAACGCGGGGUCGAUCGGGAGUGAGAAUCUAACGACUAUGGAUGGAGGCGUUGAAAGGAGCAGGUAUUAUGCGAACGACAUGGUCAGUCGGUUGCAAGGAUGGAACGGGCGAGGAGAAGGGUGUUUGAAGAGUCGGCAGUGUCGGGCACAUGGCUUUGAGGGCAGAGUGUGCUACUAG